Molecule: messenger RNA, 616 nt
Organism: Tuber melanosporum (Perigord truffle)
Lineage: Eukaryota; Fungi; Ascomycota; Pezizomycetes; Pezizales; Tuberaceae
Exons: 3
Coding region: 1-456 (151 amino acids)
Source: RefSeq, a predicted model, not a curated record
AUGUCAUUACCAUUAUCAUCCCAAAGCGUCAAAUUACGUCACGACCAUCCAAAAUCCAAGCUCCCAAAAAAACAAGCUCCACACACCAGGCCCACUCCGCCGCCUAGCAUCAGGUCCCUUUCUUCCUUCCUGCGAUCCAGUCGUGUCCCUGAUUUCUCCAUAGGGGCGGGAAGAAAAAGGUAUUAUACAAGAAAUAGUUUGAAGAGAGCUUAUUUUUACCCCGGAUACCUUUUGCACGAACGAACGAACGAACGAAAAAAAGAACACAAACAGUCCCUAAAAAUAACUAAACGAAGAAAAUGCCCUUCACCUACAACAAAGGGUUCGGCGGGCGGAGGUUCGGAUGGGGUGUCUCUGCGAAUAGGCAGGGUGUUAGGCCACAUGCUAGGUUUAGCUGCUGUGGGUUUAAUUGCUUCAGAUAAUCUUGCAUCGUUGAAGCUAUGGUGGGGGGAGUAGUCACGAAGGGGUAGUAGUGAUGGAGUCUCCGUAAUUCGUCUAAAGCAUGCGGGAGUCCGUUUUCUCAUUUUUUUCCAUUUUCGCAUUUUCGCAGACUGUACUUUUGAUUAAAUCACCACCCCCAAGCAAACACCACAAAUCAAAAAAGUCACAAAAAGUC